AUGCUCUGCUCUUGGAGAACUGCUGACCUAGGGCUACUACUGAUCUUGACUGUCUUCCUAGUGGGUGUUAACACUUCAUGUCUUGUAUCAAUCAAUAAAAAGGCUGUGCUCAGUUGUCCUCCUGUACAAUUGGCAACAUUGGUACUAAUAAGAUGGGAAAUAAACCUCAGAGACAAGCCUUCCUGUGCAAAAGCUUACAAAAGAGAAACAAAUGAGAUCAAGGACACCGGCUGUACUGAUGAGCAAAUAACCUGGGCCUCCAGACCUGAUCAGAAUCCUGACCUCCAGAUUGAGCCAGUGGCCAUUACUCAUGAUGGGUAUUACAAGUGUGAGAUGGCAACAAUGCAUGGGAAUUUCCAACAUGGAUAUCACCUCCAAGUGUUAGUUACCCCCGAAGCGACCCUGUUUCUAAGUGAGAACAGAAGUGUGGUGUGCAAGGCAGUUGCUGGAAAGCCAGCUGCACAGAUCUCCUGGACCCCAGAGGGAGACUGUGUCACUCAGCAAGAAGGUUGGGGCAAUGGCACAGUGACUGUUGAGAGUACAUGCCACUGGGAAGGCCACAGUGUGUCUACUGUGACCUGCUCUGUCUCCCAUUUGACUGGCAACAAGAGUCUGUCCAUAGAGCUGAAUUCAGGUCUCAGAACUUCAGUAUCUCCAGUGUCACCCUUACUGAUCAUUCUGUAUGUGAAACUCUCUCUUUUUGUGGUCAUUCUGGUCAUCGCAGGAUUUGUUUUCUUCCAGAGGAUAAUGAUUGCAGAAGAUGAUUAUAUUCAUGACUCUGAAUCUUUACCCUCUCCUCUAUCCAUGUAA
Molecule: messenger RNA, 810 nt
Organism: Carlito syrichta (Philippine tarsier)
Lineage: Eukaryota; Metazoa; Chordata; Mammalia; Primates; Tarsiidae
Product: cell surface glycoprotein CD200 receptor 1-like
Exons: 5
Coding region: 1-810 (269 amino acids)
Biological process (GO): regulation of neuroinflammatory response
Cellular component (GO): external side of plasma membrane
Molecular function (GO): signaling receptor activity
Source: RefSeq, a predicted model, not a curated record